AUGGACGAGGCUGUUGAGCUUCCACUUGCGAAGCGACAGCGGAGAGACCAGGAUGGCACCGGAAAGAGGCCAGCGAUCAGCUCAAGGCUGUUCGCUCCAUUCAGAACCUUGGGACUAGUUUCGCCCACCAACGUGCCUUUUACUUCGGUUCCUCUGGGUAAGACGACCUUCCAGAUCACCACCUCGACUGGGACCUCGCUGCAAACAUACGACCUGCGCCGAGGGCUAAACCUCGUCUUUCUCACCCGGCCGCAAUGUCCCGGCACUAUCACUGCGACUUUCGCCUACCGGGACCGAAUCUUCGUCGCCUGGGGAGGCUCGCAGCCGAAAGAGCCCCGAGGACUGUGGGUUUUCAAGAGAGGGCAGCUGCUUGCAGAACUGGACAUCGAGCAUACCCACCCGCAGGAGAUACGCCAACUGAUCGUCUUCGGGUCCUGGAUUGUCGGAUGCGGGACAGAAUCCAUUGAAGUGUGGAAAACCGAGUCGUUCGAGCAUUACACUUCGAUCAGUACUGGGUCGCGAGGAUCCUUGACCGGCCAAGUCUGUACUCUGCCAACAUUUCUGAACAAGAUUUUUGUCGGGACAAAACAUGGUUCGGUUGAAGUCUACAACGUCAGUACAGGAAGAUUGGUACACACGAUUCUCCCGCUAUCUGCACGAUCCGGAGCUGUCACUGCCCUUGCUCCCGCUCCGGCGAUUGGAUUACUGGCCGCAUCCUACGCCGAUGGCUCUCUCAAUAUCAUUGACGUCGAAGCCGACGAGGUAGUUCUGGAAUUGCGCCACAGUAACAACCGGAAGCCAAUAACCUCCAUCACGUUCCGAACAGACGGUAUGGGUGCUGGGGAGGAUGGCCGGAAAGCGGGAAUCAUGGCCACCUCCAGCAUCGAAAGCGGCGACAUCACGCUUUGGGAUCUCAAUCGUGGCGGUAAAGUGGUUGGGGUCGUCCGCGGAGCCCACGAGACCUCCAGCUUGGGCCAAGGCACGGGCGUGAGCAAAAUUGAAUUUCUCCCCGGGCAACCCGUCCUGGUUUCAUCAGGGUUGGACAACGCCCUCAAAUCAUGGGUAUUCGACGAGACGCCCUUCUCACCGACUCCGCGUCUUCUCCACCACAGAAGCGGACACGCCGCUUCCAUCACAAGACUCAAAUUCCUCCCCGCAGCAUCAGACGGCUCGGAUGCAACGGGCAAGUGGCUCUUGUCUGCAUCCCAGGACCGCAGUCUCUGGGGCUUCUCGCUUCGCCGAGACGGCCAAAGUACAGAACUCAGUCAAGGCUCCAUCAGGCACAAGGCGAAAAAAUCAGGUCUCCUCACGGACGACACGUCCGCGGUAGAAGACUUGAAAGCACCACCCAUCAUCGACUUGGCCUGCUCACUCAAUCGAGACGGUGGGAUGGGUUCGGUCACGGGCCGAGUCUGGUCCAACUCGAAGAACGUCAGCGCCGAAGAAUCCGGAAUGACCGGUUGGGAAAGCGUCAUUACAGCCCAUUCCGACGACAAGGUCGCGAGGACGUGGUCCUGGGGACGCAAAAAAGCAGGCAGAUGGGCCUUUGAAACGGGCGAUCACAAACCAGUUACCAGCGUCGCCAUAACCGCAUGCGGGACCUUUGCCGUCGUCGGCUCCGCGGGUGGCAGUCUGGAUAUGUUCAAUUUACAGUCUGGCGCGCAUCGACAACGGUACCCCCCGCGCCUCACGCCCGCCCAAGCCAAGCAGCUCAAGCAGCAACAACAGCAGCAACAACAACAACAACCACAACAAGCAGAUCCAGAGCAUCUAACCGCUAUACCUCGUGGCCACCGAGCCGCCGUUACCGGCAUCGUGGUCGACAAUCUGAACCGUACCAUGGUGACUGCCAGUCUGGAUGGGACAAUCAUCUUCUGGGACUUUUCCACUGGGAAGAUCCUCGAACGAAAAAGUUUUGGCGAUGCCGCCCCGACCGCGACACGAUAUAAUCCCGUGUCUGGACUCCUAGCGAUAUCAUGCGACGACCUGUGCAUUCGCGUCAUGGACAUCGAAGCGCGCAAGGUCGUCCGCGAGCUGUGGGGCUGUACCGGUCAAAUCUACGAUUAUUGCUUCUCGCACGAUGGGCGCUGGGUCGUCGCGGGCUCGAUGGACUCUGUCGUGCGCGUGUUCGAUCUUGCGACGGGCCAUCUGAUCGACGCGUUCAAGACAGCCGCGACGUGCACAAACAUGGCGUUUUCCAGCACGGGCGAAUUCCUCGCCACGACCCACGCGGGGAGUUCAGGGAUCUUCAUCUGGACGAACAAGGCUCUGUUUACGCACGUGCCGACCCGACAGAUCGACGACGUCAAGGGCAUCAUCGACCUCAGCCAGACGCCUGCCGCAUUCAACGCGGCGAGUCAACUUCAGGCCAUUGACGAACCCGGGGUGGCUGCGGAAGAGGCAGAACAAGCCCUAGUCGACGGCAUCGAUCUCUCCUCGGAACUCGAUCAAUUGGACAAAUCCCUCCUCACACUCUCCCUCCAGCCUCAAUCCCGGUGGCAGACGCUUCUGAACCUCGACCGCAUCCGCGCAAGGAACAAACCCAUCCAACCUCCCGAAAAGCCCAAAGCCGCGCCAUUCUUCCUGGGCACGUCCGCAAGCCUCGUCAACGGCGGUAAUGGCACGCCCAAUAUCAAUGGACCUGAUCCGGCUCCCAAGGCCGUCGAUGAAGCCGAGCGCUCUCGGGUUUCCCGCAUGGCCGUAUCGACCCUCCCUUCUUCUGGUAGCGAUCUCUCCCCUCUCCUUGAAAAGUUCUCCCAAGAUGCUGAACGCGACCCCGCCGCCCUUGCGACAUACCUCUCCGCCCUACCACCCUCGGCGGCAGACCUUGAAAUCCGCUCGAUCGCCCUCUCCGAGAUGCCUGCGUUCAUAAGCUUCCUUACUACCCAGCUCCGCGCACGAAAAUCUUUUGAGCUAGUGAAUACCUGGAUGAAUGUGUUUCUGCGCGUGCAUGGCGAUUUCGUGUCUGAAGCGGACGAGCUGAGACGCGCAGUCAUGACCUGGCGGGACGUCAUGCUGGAAGAGGAGAGACGAUUGGCCGAGUUAGUAGGGUAUAGCCGGGGUGUAGUUGAGUUUCUGAGGAGCGCGAGAUAA
This is a messenger RNA of Cladophialophora yegresii CBS 114405, 3093 nucleotides long. RefSeq lists its product as uncharacterized. Bases 1 to 3093 code for a protein of 1030 amino acids. The transcript is spliced from 2 exons. NCBI's taxonomy places the organism in Eukaryota, Fungi, Ascomycota, Eurotiomycetes, Chaetothyriales, Herpotrichiellaceae. The record is from RefSeq and is a predicted model, not a curated record. Gene Ontology annotation, molecular function: protein binding. Gene Ontology annotation, cellular component: small-subunit processome; Pwp2p-containing subcomplex of 90S preribosome. Gene Ontology annotation, biological process: rRNA processing.